Messenger RNA from Toxoplasma gondii ME49, 7097 nucleotides. RefSeq lists its product as hypothetical. Lineage: Eukaryota; Apicomplexa; Conoidasida; Eucoccidiorida; Sarcocystidae. The record is from RefSeq and is a predicted model, not a curated record. The transcript is spliced from 11 exons. Bases 696 to 6479 code for a protein of 1927 amino acids.
UCAUCAAUGAAAGGCACACGCGUGUCAGUAUGCGAGCGUCACGACUUACCCGUGUAACAAGGCAUGAACGCUCAUGUCUGAAGGCGCGGGUGCUUCUCCCAAAUAGAUUUGAUGGAGAACUAAAAUACAUUUCAAAGCGUGUUUUACCUGAUUGACGGAAUGAAGGACGCUGUAAAAGGUCUUUUGCAGGUCUGUGAGGGGCGUUUAGCUAAUUAACAGGCAUGCCAGUCCGAUGCUGUUUUCAUGCGACGGUCGUCUGUCUCUGCGAAAGCACACGGAGAAAAGCGAGUCGCCCGUCUCUCCUUGAAGUACGAGUCUUUCGUCCAUGUUGUAUAACCUGUGUUUUCGUUGCCCUUGCCGUACUCUCACCCACUUUAUUUCGGUUCACAGUAGAUCAUUUCUUGUCCGGUACUACAACUAAAUUGUUCCAGGUGAGCCGUCCGCGAAGACGCAACCUUGUGGUGUUUCCAUAUCUAGCAAGGUCUGUUUCAGUCUAAACAGUGUAGAAGGAAAGACUUGGGGCACGCUGCGUGGGGGCCUGCUUUGAGCUCUGAAUAGAGGCCAGCAGGUCUUCGUCGGGCGUCCCUUCUGUCUCCCCAGUACACAAGCUCGUUGGUGACUCGUCGAAUCCCCCUGCAUCCUUCUUGCUUCGAGACUGUAAAGAAUUCCACAGGAACCCGAAGAAGUCACUAAAAAUGUGGGGCAACUCACGUAUCGCGAAGUCCCCUUCUAUCGUCUCUCGCCCACGACAGGCCCGAAGUGAUCAUCAAAAGCUUGAGGUUGGGUGGUGUGCACUUCUAGGCGGUAGAGGGUGUGCUUUCCUGUCAAUGAUUUCUUGUCUUCUCGUGCUUUGCAUUGCCUGGCUCAACUGCGUUCCCCUUCCUCUUCAAGCAUCUGCUGCCUCUUCGCCUACCUCACCCGGUACUGCUGUCACCCCGUCCCUGACGGAAGACUAUAAGGACAUGAGAAGCGAUGUUCUGGCAACGGAAGCCAGCAUUUCCAAGGACGAGUCGAAAGCAAAGGUGCAGCUUAAUGAAUCGAGACUCCCUCCAUCUGGCACAGCACCUACCCCUGCUUCCUUCGAAAACGAAAGGAGACACGCUGGUCAAGACGGUUUCUUUCAAAAUGGAGCGUAUGCUCCUAUUCAAGAAAACCUGCUGGUUGCUGCAUAUGCGACAAAAGAGACAGGCUCGGCUCAUCACGGUAACGUGAGUCUCGGCACUGCAACGGAACAACCGCUCUCCACACGAGUGGAAAGGAGGGAGAAGAAAGACGGUGAUUCGUUUGCAAAAGUUGAUCCUACCCACAAUGACAACUUAUUCAAGGAUUCUCAAGGCGAUAAUGGAAAUCCGCUCAUCGUAGUGGAUAAGGAAUUCGUGUGUAAGUACCCCCAAGGCGGGUGCGACGAAUCACCGUCGGACUAUUGGUACAUGACAAGCGGAGCUCUGUCCGCUUGUCGACAAGUUGUCCCUUUAGGCCGAUACCGGUGGCUGCUUGUCCUAGAUUUGGGGUGCGCCAAGCGUCAGUUACCGCAUCUUCGGAUUCCCCCAGCCGCAGCCCGCCGCUCGGCUUUCAAAAUGGGCGACUACGGACAUGGUGUAAAAAGGACUGAGGCAGCACAAGACGGUCCGGGUGACAGAAAGACGAAACGAGAUGACGACGAGGAACAAAAGCAUCCCUGGCUCGCGCCACAGUUCUCCCUUUUCCCAGAAACGGACUGCAACCACAAUGGGCUGAUUGAUGUUCGAUGCGCAGUCGACUGUGGCUGGCAGCCGCGCAGGGAAGCAACACAUGCUCCUGACGACGAAGGUCGAGACAGCCAACGCGCGGACCAGGCAUCUGCAGACGCCACGAGCACUCCACCGCGAAAGACACUGAGAUGUCUCUUUCAGUACGACAAAGAUGGCUUGUGGGGUAUGCGGCAGGAGCACGUGCAAUCGUGCUUUGUCAUUGAUGGGGGCUGCAAGUCGCCCUUUGAGGAACAUCAUCGAAUCUUUUGUACGGGAUGGCGUGGACAGGGUGCCGGCUUUGACCCCCGAGAUCCUCCACUCCCCCUAAGCAAUGAAUCCGUUGGCCUUUGCAUGGAAGAAGACUGUCGUUACUGCGACGCCUUCCUUCACCCUCAGACAGGCCUGGUGACUCGAGGGUGUCCAAACGCAUCGUGGAAGGAAGAAGGCGGGGCAUAUGGUCCGGCGUGUUACGGGCGAAUUGCUACAGCCUCCCCUUCUCGGGAUGCGGCAAGGCAGGGCGGUGGGGAAGAUAGGAGAAAGCCAGCACAGGCGAAACCUGCGACCAGUGAAUUCCAAGACGUGCCUGCCCAGCUGGCUGAUGUAGCUGUUGUGGGAACAAAGGUAGAAAAACGAAAGGCAACUGGGGGAAGCCAACGGCCUGGAAGUGUAGGAGACAGCGGGACAGACGAGAAGCUGAGCGUGACUGUACCGCAGAAAAACAGAGAAGGAAGAAGCGGCUCUGGAGAAGGCGGAUCAACGGAGGUCUUGACGCUCUCCGCUGUCUCGGAUACAGAGGCGGGAGAGAAGGAACGAGAGGAAGAAUCAAUCGGUGGCUCCGACCCUCUGCAAAGAUUGCGAGCAAGGUCACUACAGGGUGUCCCUAGUUUGGGCAACGCCGCGGGGAGUGCAGCUGAAGAGCCGACAGCGAAGGCCGCAGCGGCAACAAGUGAAGGGAUUUGUUUUUCCUACAGUGACUCGGCUCUACCCCAACUCAGCAUUUAUUCGGCCGAUGAGGACUGCUACGGAGAAUGGAGCGAAUGGUCGUCGUGCUUGCCCUUUCACCCAGUUCUUCAGUUGAACCACAGACAACGGCAAAGGCGUGACGAUUCAGCGACCGAGAGUUCCACAGGAAACAAAAGCGCGCCGUCGAGCGAAAUGGCGUCUAUGCAGCACCCGCAUCCAGAUGCACCCAUAGACCGAAACGAACACUUUCCUCAUGCAUCUCAAGCAUCGGUUGGCUCCUUUUCUGUAUAUCCACCAUCGGUAACAGACGACACAAGCGUCCCGAAUUUCUCUAAUUUCUCAGUUUCGGAUGCGCCUUCCCAGAUGUCCUCCCCUAUGAGACGACUGAGUUCGGCGUCUCCUUCGUCAGAACCUUCCUCCUUUUCGAGUGCCGUGAUGGUGGCUUCAGAGACUCGAAGACCAGAGAAUGUCUCUUCGUCUUCUCUGCAUCGUCAUGGCGAUCCCGUAGCGAUGUCGUCACUCCCAGGUGUGCCAGUUCCCCGAGCAGUUGACAAAUGGGAAGUGCCUUCGUAUGUGGAUGGAUCGCCCGCAGCGAGUUGCUACAAGACCCGCAUUUUUCAAGUGUUUAUUCAGAAGCACGGUCGUGGCAGAGAAUGCAUCGAAAGGGAGGGGAGCGUCCACUACGUUGGAUGUGAAGAGAGCGAAGGGUGUAUAGACGCGCUCAGUGCAGCAGGAAGUCAAUUCCAGUCAUUCCUCAAUUCCAUUCUGCACAAAACAGAGACGAGCUCCGCCAACCAGCAGACACAGCAAGGCUACGGGGGAAACACUUCGAAGAGGAAAGAAGUUUCAGAAGAGGACACAACGGAGGCGAGUGUUGCAAGCGACGACGCCUUCUUCGCCUUCUGGCAAGCUCAGGAGAAACGUGGGCACGGGAACAAUACGUCGAGAAAAGACGCUGGAGAGCCGCAAGGGAAUUCACACCAAAAUGGGCAACACACGACACCCCCUUACUCGUCUCUGACUGACGAGGAAGAAGAAGCAGGAAGGCUCUUCACGCCAGGUGUUUGUCCAGGGCGAUGGAGCUCCUGGAGCUCCUGUGAAUCAGAUUGCUAUGCAAGAAGAUUCUUCACUCUGACUUCCUCCGUCGUUCCUUCUCAGUGUUUUAGAGCGGCGGCCGCUAUGGAACUUACGCAGUGCAACAGUAACCCCCCUCUCUGCGGCCGGGGGUUUUUCCAGACGGGUGACGCACUCAGCGCGUCGUCUAGCGACAAAGAAACGACCCGAAAGACGUCGCAGCCUACUGCAGACGAUGAAUUGGAAACCGGGGAGGCAGGGACGGACGGAAGAUACGGAAGUGCAUCACACCACUCCGAAGAAGACCGAGGGGAAAAGGACUCCGCUGUGCGCUGGUUGCAAGUCCGUGUUCGACCUGACGGAACCGCGGAAGCUUUUGACCAAGAUGGUAGUCGGGCGCCUUUACUGAUGGUGUCCCCUGACUACAAGGGACGCUGUGGGAUCGCAGUUGGGAACUGGAGUUCCUGCGACGGACUCUGUCGACGGUUCCGGGUCUUGUCUGUGCGUCGUCUACAGAAGCACGAACGAGGAGACGAGGAUGACGCGUGUCCCAUGCAAACGCCGCUGACGCGGGAGCGCGAACUGUGUGAAGAGCCAACUGACUACUCUCCAAUGUCAUCGUAUUUACUUCCUCAUCUACAAACAAUACAGAGAAAUUCAUCUGUGCAGAGCAGUCCCAGUGAACCACGAGACACCUCAAAGCUGCGGAGCUGCGUCGACCCUCUGGUAGUGGUGGCGGACCUGAAUGUGUCUGUCCUUUUCAACGCUCCCAGUGAUAGCGCCUCCGACGGCCUUUUUGGGAACGGCGAUGCCUCUGAAGCCGCGUCGGCUCGCAGUGCGAAAAAACCAAGAAGAACGGGAAGCCUGGACGACGCCGUGUUUCAUCUUAGCCUCGUUCGUACAAUAGCCCGGUUUCUAGACCUCCGGCCGUCGGACCUUAUCAUUGAGCAGUUGAAUCCAGACUACGAACAGCAAUUUGCAACGAGUGUUCCUUCCUCAAAAGCAACGCACGGGAGUGCAGAGAAGCAUGCAAGCUUUUCACCGCGUUCAGGCCCUCAAGAGUCACCAGAGUCUGCAGGCUGGAAUGCCACCAAAGGUACUGUCAUGCAAGCGCACCAGAAAGACGUUCACGGAAAGCAAACCCGAGGUGCAGCGGGUGAGGUCAUUCAUGCUCCCGAAGCUGGCAUGUUAACGAGAGGACUUCCGGAAGACAUUCGAGGCUCAGCAGAGGAAACCGACAGAAAAAAAUUGUCAGCAGCAAGGGAAGAGCCAGUAGAGAGCUCAUCAACGAGAAGGCUGAACGGGUCAGAAAAUGAAGAAGUCACGAACUCUCUCGCUUACCGCAGGCAGCUUGGUGAUUUAGAACAGGUGGCGGAAUCUGCCUUCCAAGGAGCAGAUGGCGGAGGUGAGAAGGCAGAAGUUGUGCGUGGUAAGGAACAGAGUCUUCUCUUUCGACUGAAAAUCCUGAUGCCGGCAUUCUCACAGGCUUUGCAGGCUGCGGGACUAACGGAGAAGGACCUGAAAAAGAGAAACACAGAGACUGCACUCUUGUCUGGAGGCGAUGAUUCUAGACUAGGAGACACGGAAGAAGCAGCCAACAGAAAGAAAAGAAGAGCUGCUGACAUCAUGGACGACAUAGAGGCAUUUCAGGGAAGAGUGUUCUGGCUUCCUGGUCCGCAGGAAACUCGCGUAGAGAUCGUGCGCGUUAUUGACAGAACAAGCAGUUCUCGAAAGGGAUUUGGUGAUCCGUCCCUGCCAGUCGGGUCCCUGAAUGGCUUGCUCGCCUCUCUGGGAGUCCUCGGGGUCGACGGCAUUCGGCCGGGUCUGGAUUCAGAGGAAGUUCCUCAGAUGGUGCCCGUGUUCUACAUUGACGCCUUGUUUGACCCAAGUCCGCUAGUGCUCUACAUUGUGAUUUUCUGUAUGGCAGUCGGCGCAAUGCUGCUCUUCAUGGCUAUCUGUGCUUGUGUGCUCGAUCGGUGGAGAAAGCAACGACGCGCUGACCACGAUGCUCACGUGGAGCUGUCGCAACGACACGGGGCUUCCCAACCUCCAAACAAAUUUGAUCAGGCGCCGCCUUUCGCACGGGGCCUGCCUCUCUGGCCUCAGCCGUCUUUGGAAGGCCAGAACACAGAGUUUUCAACGCGUUCUUUUUCGAGGGCGGAUGGGAGAUAUAACGCAAGCGAAGGGUUUGUAUCGAACCCCAAGUACAGUUUGCCUAGCAAGGGGGGGGAGCGGCUGCAGGAGGUGACUGUGUCGGGGAUUCCCGACGCGUACCUCUCUGCAGGUCUGGAACCAACAUUGAUGGGGAAACCUACGUUCCAGAGUGCAGAACAAAGCGGCAAACAAUCUGUAGGAAAAGCCUUUGUGUUUAAUGUCAGUAAAGGAAAUAGUUCGUGUCCUCGGGAAAACGACUCAGCCCGCGCCCCUGGUACCAUCCGAGUGCAAGAGCCGAUGGCGCAGAGCAGAAGAUCGGGAGAUACGCAAAGAACUUCAGGAAAUGUGGCUGGAAGACCCUCGGACCAGAACACAGGCCAAGACCAGCAACAAAACACUUCACGAAUUUCUUUCCUCAAACGGUUAAGAAACCUGGGAGGAGGAUCGAGCAGGGAAGGAUCUUACCACAGAUUUGCCGCCGCAUUGCAAGAAAGAGGACAAAGCGAGAGUCAGGAAGGAGCUAACGGAAAGUCUCACAGUCCGGAGGUGAAACCGUAAUCUUCGAACAGAUAAGAAAAAAUGAAACUUGCUCCACAAAUUCCUGGAUAGUGGCAUCAACAGGCACUUAGACUCGAAACCGUAGGUGGAGAGUGAAGUGAGGAACUCCUAUUCACGUGGAACUGAUUGCAUCGACGAGCUGGACAACUGACUUAGAUCUUGAAGGUCUUUGUUUUCCAGAUCCGAGAUAUAUUGUGCUUUUCGUGACCAUCAUGCUACGUGUGGUGUCGGAGCAUUUGUGGACUGGCAUUUUUGAACGACCCCUGCAUGUAUCCUUGUGAAAGUCAUAUUCUGCAUGAACAGAGAGGCGCAUUCCAUUAGAAGGGGUGAAAGGUUUUGUCAUGGAACAUAUACUUGCUUAUAGGUACAGAUAUGUGCGUGCAGCCGCCAUCAUGUCCACAGAGGGCUUCACGGGCAGCCGGAUUCCAACUAAACGCUGUGGACAUUUGUCGUGGCAGAAGCGUAUUCUUGCUAGACAUCCACUGGUUCGAACUACUUGAGUGUUUGCAUGCAUGUGCGUGUGUGCUUUAUCUAUUGGUGUGCAUCUAUUUCGAUGUUGACGGAAAAGUGGACUGUGUGAAACUGGCACUCCGAAACUGAAAUGGUGUUCUUGUUGUC